AAUAUAUAUGCAGAGCGCACGGCCCUUCUACUUCCCUUUAUAAACCCCCAACCUGACAAUCCCAAAACCCACAAAAAUUCAUCUUCACUUUCCACGAAAAUUGUUUGUUUGUUUCUCUCUCGUCUCUUUCUCGGACUUCCCUAACUUGUAAUGUAUUUCCUCGGCACAGAUGAGCGGUCAAGAAUCUGAUAGCCCCAAGAACAAAGUGUUAGUGGGGCUGCCUUUCGAUACUCCAGUUGUUGAUAUUGAAAUCAAUCCAUAUGUUAAUGUCGCCCCAAAGAAAUCUUCCAUUAGCGUCCCUCAACAUACUUUCACUUAUUCCUGGUAUCGAAAGCAGAUCAGCUUUCAUUGUUCCAUACACCCUGAUAAGUUGGCCACACUUCAAUGUAACGUUUGUGUGAAGUUGAAACUACCAGUUGAGGAGAGUUACUAUUGCUCUAGGUGCUGCUUCAUUAACGCGUGGAAAAAGCACAAGGUCUCUCAUGAUCAAGUCAAUGGAACUGACAGAACCGCAAAUGGACAAGCAGGAGGAGAACUCAGAAGUAGUGGCCCAUGGCAUUGUAAAGAUUGGACUAAGGUUGAAUGGGUCAAGGUUGGUUCUUCAAAAUCUUAUAAACCCACAUCGGAUGAUUAUGGUUCCAUUCUAAAGCUGGAAGUCGUAGCAGUAGAUUGCUCAACAAGUGCUCAAUUGUCUCCCAUAGCGGUCGUAUUGGAGAAUCCUGUGAUUAAUGCUCCUACUCGUGAGCCUCGUCGCAUAAUCAAAUGUUCGCUGAGUGGUGGGAACUUUGACACCAAAUGUCAUUCUAAAAAGGAUGCGACAUUCAGUGUGCUAUCCUAUAAUGUCCUUGCUGCUGUGUUUGCUAGCCGGGAAAGGUACAGCUACUGUCCCACAUGGGCUCUUGUAUGGGAAUAUCGGAGGCAAAAAUUACUCAACGAAAUCAUCGAGUAUGAUGCAGAUAUAAUUUGUCUUCAGGAGGUGCAAAGUGAUCAUUUUGAAAGUUUCUUUGAGCCAGAGCUGACAAAACGUGGUUACUCCGUUAUGUACAAGAAGAAAACCCAAUUGCUCUAUACAGCUAACAAGUACGUAAGUGAUGGGUGCGCCACAUUCUACCGGAGUAAGCUAUUCAAAGUCAUAAUGAAACAUGAGGUCGAGUUUGAGAAAUUAGCAGAGAAUUUGGUCAACGCAUUGCCCCCUCAUCUAAGAGAAAAAUAUAGCGUCCGCCUGGCGAAGGGCAAUGUUGCGCAUAUUGCUGUAUUAGAAACUCUAGACAAUGAGAGAUUUCGAGGUGUUCUCCAGUCUAGAAUUUGUGUGGCAAACACUCACAUCCACGCAAAUACAGACAGUCCAGAUGUAAAGUUAUUUCAGGUUGUGGGGCUUGUCAAUGUACUUGAGGAAAUUGUCCAGUCUCAUAUUCCUCUAUUGAUCUGUACAGAUCUCAACUCUCCUCCGUUAAGUGAUCCUCAUAGAUUUAUAGUUAGCGGCAGGUGCAAUCUUGUUGAUAAUGAGAUAAAGGAGCAUUUGGAGUUACUUCAUUAUCUCAAGAUUCACCAUUCGUUGCCUCUGGCAAGUGCAUAUGCUUCGUUUCCUGUUUUGGCUGGUGAUGAGAAACGACUGCAGUUUAUGGACACGAAAGCUAAGGAGCCUCUGUUCACCAACUUUACAAAAAACUUCGCAGGAACUUUGGAUUACAUUUUCUAUACAGAGAACAGUUUGAGGGUUGAAGGCCUAUUGGAGCUUCUUGAUUGCGAACGCCUUGGUCCUGGUCUUCCAUCUUCUGUUUGGCCAUCAGAUCACAUCGCCCUCAUGGCAAGGUUUGGCCUCAAGCCACCACCUGCUAGGGUGGGACAGCGCUCACCACGAUCUCCUCUGAACUCGUGGGUGAAAACAGGAGCUAGACAGUGAUGACUUCUAGAUUAACAUGAGGUGCUUGAAAGAUUAGCAUAUUAGGUAACAUCUAUACAUUUCUAUUAUUCACCGAUUUCUUAGAGCGAUAGGCUGAUAGCAGUAAGCAGUG
Morus notabilis is the source of this 2015-nucleotide messenger RNA. Its product is annotated as carbon catabolite repressor protein 4 homolog 1. Bases 170 to 1903 code for a protein of 577 amino acids. Gene Ontology annotation, molecular function: poly(A)-specific ribonuclease activity. The record is from RefSeq and is a predicted model, not a curated record. Gene Ontology annotation, cellular component: CCR4-NOT complex; cytoplasm; nucleus. NCBI's taxonomy places the organism in Eukaryota, Viridiplantae, Streptophyta, Magnoliopsida, Rosales, Moraceae. The transcript is spliced from 11 exons. Gene Ontology annotation, biological process: nuclear-transcribed mRNA poly(A) tail shortening.